UUCUCUUCUCCUUUGCUUGGGAACUGACAGGAAAGGCAGGAUGGCCACGACCCACGGGGAGCUGUAUGAUGCCAUCGUGAUUGGGGCUGGCAUUCAAGGCUGCUUCACGGCCUAUCACUUCGCCAAAAAUAAGAGAAAAGUCCUUCUUCUGGAGCAGUUUUUUCUCCCUCAUUCCCGGGGAAGCUCCCACGGCCAGAGCCGAGUCAUCCGAAGGGCUUACCCCGAAGACUUCUAUACCAAGAUGAUGGAAGAGUGUUACCAAAUAUGGGCCCAGUUGGAGAAUGAGUCCGGGACAAAGUUAUACAGACAGGCAGGAUUACUCAUGCUGGGAAGGAAGGAAGAAGCAGAUCUUCGUGCCAUUCAGGACAACUUGUCUAAGCAUGGCGUGGAACACAAGUUUUUCAACACAGAAGAGCUAAAAAGAUAUUUUUCAAAUAUUCAGUUGUCCAGAGGAGAAGUGGGAAUCUGGGAGUCAUCUGGGGGUGUCCUGUUUGCCGACAAGGCCCUGAGGGCCCUGCAGGAUUUAAUCAGACAGCUAGGAGGCGUGAUCCAUGAUGGGGAGAAAGUAGCAGAGAUAAAACCUGGGUUCCCAGUUACCGUGACAACCACCAUCAGGACCUAUCAAGCCAAAAGCUUGAUAAUUACAGCGGGUCCUUGGACUAACCAGCUUCUCCUCCCCCUGGGAAUACAACUGCCUCUGCAGACCCUUCGGAUCAAUGUGUGUUAUUGGAAAGAAAAGGUUGCUGGGAGCUUUGGAGAGAACUUUCCUUGCUUUAUGGGGUUAUUCCCACAUCUGGCUCCCCACCAUAUCUAUGGGCUUCCUGCUAGAGAAUACCCAGGACUGGUGAAGGUCUGUUAUCACCAUGGUAACAAAGCCGACCCAGAUGAGCGGGACUGCCCCUCAGCCUCUCCAGACCUAGCAGAUGUCCAGCUCCUCCGCAGCUUUGUGAGAGAUUACCUCCCCGGCCUGCAGCCCGAGCCCUCCAUAAUGGAACGCUGCAUGUACACGACCAGCCCAGACGAGAAUUUCAUUUUGGAUCGGCACCCAAAACACAACAACAUCAUCAUUGGGGCUGGCUUCUCAGGACACGGCUUCAAACUCUCGCCUGUGGUGGGGAAGAUACUCUAUGAGCUGAGUACGGAGUCCACUCUCUCUUAUGAUCUGACUCCAUUCCAAAUUAGUCGCUUCCAGUCCCUGGACAAAGCAUCUCUGUAAAGCCCCGGUUAGCAUCCUCCUUCCUGUGCCUCCUCUGCUUAGCACGGUGCCUGGCACAUAGUAGGUGCUUAAUAAAUGUCUGUUAAUUGAUUGAAUAGUAGAAAACUCACCGACUAAAGGGAGGAACAUCAUCCACAUUUUAUAUUUUUCAUGAUUGAUUCAGACUCACUCAUUCCCUCGGGAUGACUACCGAAUCCUGCCAUUAAAAGUAGACAUCCGAACUACUUUUAGUGACAGGAUUCAGUAGUCAUCCUGAGGAACUGCAAGGAGGAGACUUAAAGAUCAAUUUUCCAAGAGGGAGGGGGCAGAAGCUCAUAGAAUGAAAAGAAUUUUGUUCUCUGCUCCUCUUUAAGAACAGGGGAAAUCCUCCAAAAGCAGGACUGAGUUUGAUUCAGAUUUCCUGGAGGAGGGGAGUGGGCUAUAAGCAAGGUUCCUUCGGGUUUGGGGCUGUAUUCUUCUUGUCUUUGUAAUCCUAGUUCACACACAAAAGGAGCAUAAUAAAUGCUUAUGAGUUGAUCCAUA
Messenger RNA from Antechinus flavipes (yellow-footed antechinus), 1738 nucleotides. RefSeq names its product pipecolic acid and sarcosine oxidase (gene PIPOX). Lineage: Eukaryota; Metazoa; Chordata; Mammalia; Dasyuromorphia; Dasyuridae. Gene Ontology annotation, molecular function: L-pipecolate oxidase activity; flavin adenine dinucleotide binding; sarcosine oxidase activity. Gene Ontology annotation, cellular component: peroxisome. The record is from RefSeq and is a predicted model, not a curated record. The transcript is spliced from 8 exons. The coding region runs from base 41 to 1216 and encodes 391 amino acids.